Molecule: messenger RNA, 2770 nt
Organism: Lontra canadensis (Northern American river otter)
Lineage: Eukaryota; Metazoa; Chordata; Mammalia; Carnivora; Mustelidae
Gene: CUNH1orf94
Product: chromosome unknown C1orf94 homolog
Exons: 8
Coding region: 548-2416 (622 amino acids)
Source: RefSeq, a predicted model, not a curated record
GGCCGAGCUAGGCGGGGCUCUGCGGGCCGUUGGCCCUCCGAGUGAGCGGGGGUCCUUGGGAAGGCCUGACUGAGAACUUGAUGGCGGGCCCCCGCCCCCACAGCGCCUAGCACAGUGCCCAUCCGCGCGGCUUGGCGAGCGAGAAUGGGCUGAGCCACAGUUGCCUCAAGGUGUCACGGGCGCAUCACGACGGGGGGAGUGCCAGGGACUGUGGGGAGAGCCCGCCCUCCCCCUCCAGCUGUUCCCAGAUGUCAUUCUGCCCGCCCAGGCGCCUGGAUCCUGAGCUCAGGGGGAUUCCACAGUUACUAAGCUACUGGUUUUUGUUGACUUUCAAAUAUUUUCUUCUAAGGGAGAGGGGGAGGGGGGCAAAAGUCAGGAAAGAACAAAUAAAAACAAAUCAAAAUAAGCUCCCCCUCCCCAAAAGAAAGCUGUCCCCCAUCCACCACUCACACACAAAUCCUAGGCCUCUGCACAUAGUAACCUUGCUGAAGCAACAGCCAGAUAGAACUGACCUGCUUCUGCCCAUCCUCAUCUCCCUUUCUGGUGGAUGAGGGGUGGUGGUGGAUGGUCCCCCUGUCUGCGAGCCCUGGGUGGACAAAGGGGCUUCCGGAAAGAGAGGAGGAGGAUGGCCAGUGGGAAUGGGCUCCCCUCAUCCUCCGCCCUGGUGGCCAAGCGCCCCUCCGCCCUGGGCCCAUUCCCCAGACACACCUGGAUCCACCAGGACACACCCCAAGACAGCUUAGACAAGACUUGCCAUGAAAUCUGGAAGAGAGUUCAAGGCCUGCCCGAGGCCUUGCAACCCAGGACCUCGAAGGAACAGCUCUCCACCCCUGUGGCUGGGACUUCAAGAGACAACGGACUCAGCUUCCAGGAAGAAGCUCUGGAGCUCAGCCGUGACAAAGAUGAGAUCUCCCUGUUGGUGGAGCAGGAAUUCUUGAGCCUGACCAAAGAGCACCUCAUCUUAGUCACAGAGACCUCUGGGGAGCUGGAAGUACCCAGCACUUCCCCUGAGGGGCCCAGACAGCCGGCUCCCUGCCUUCUUGCACCUCCUCCACUGGCAGACAGCAGUGAGUACCCAGGAGCCGCCAUCCUUGCCGCCGACACCCUUCUGGAUCCGAAGGUGGCCAUGUCUGUGAUCAGCAGCCGGCAGGACUGCGAUUCUGUCAUGUCUACAGUCACGGGCAUUCUGCGUGCUGCCAAGGUCAAGAGUGUUAAGGGGACAGAAGACGGGGGCCACAUCCUGGGCGCCUCCAACUCGGAAAUCAACAAGCUCCUGGCGCAGUUCCCCCUGAGGUCCACAGAGGCAGCUAAGGCUCCUGACAACAAGGUGGUGCUGGAGGAGACCAGGGCCAUCAAAGACUUCCUGCAGAACAGCAUGUUCCGUGGCCCGGGACCCAGGGAACCCACAGGGCUGGGCCCCUUCCUCCUGCUGCCGCCCCCGCCUCCCGCACCCCCUGACAAGCUUUCUGAGCUCCCUGCUCAGAAGAGGCAGCUCCCGGUGUUUGCCAAGAUCUGCUCCAAGCCCGAGGCUGAGUCCACCAUGGAGGGGCACCUCUUAAUGGAAUGGAAAUCUGGCAUCAAGGAGCCGACCAAGGGUCGAGAGAGCCUCUUUCUCAGUCAGUGGCCUCAGAGCCGGAAGGACACCUGCGGUGAAGAGGGGUGCAGUGACCCAGUGGGCUCCGUGACCACGGCCCUACCAGCCAAGAAGCCUGCGUGGCCAGCUGAGAAGAACCUGCUCUAUGAGUUUCUUGGGGCCACCAAAAACCCAAGCAUGCAGCUAAAGCUUCGCAGCAAAGUGGAGGUGGACGGGCUGGAGUUGAAACUUAACCCACCUGUGACGGUGGCCGACAAGAGCAACCUCAAGUACACAGGGAAUGUUUUCACCCCACGCUUUGCUACAGCCUUGACCUCAGCCACCCUGAACCAGCCACUCUGGCUCAACCUGAACUACCCGCCUCCUCCUGUGUUCACAAAUCACUCUACCUUCCCGCAGUAUCAGGGCCUAUACCCUCAGCGAGCAGCCAGGAUGCCCUAUCAGCAGGCCCUGCAUCCCCAAAUGGGCUGUUACUCCCGACAGGGAGCAAACUGUACCUCUGACCUGAAGUAUGUUGGAAUGUUCCAGAGGGUAGAGAAGAGCCCACAGGUGACGCCGUACAAUCCACAGCAGAUGGGACAGCAGAUUUUCCGCUCUUCCUAUACUCCCCUGCUGAGCUACAUUCCCUUCGUCCAGCCCAACUAUCCAUACCCCCAGAGGACACCUCCGAAGCUGUCCACCAAUCCCCGAGACCCUUCCCCCAUGGCAGGAGAUGGGCCGCAGUACCUCGUCCCCCAGGCAUACGGGUUUGGCUCGACGGCUGGCGGGCCCGUGAUGAACAGCCCAUAUUUUUCCUCCAGUGGGAAUGGCAUAAAUUUUUAGAUGAUCUUCUCCCUCCUCCUACCUUAGCCCUUGGGUGAGGGCUAAGUGCUCUGGAACUCUGGAUUCUGUAAUAACGUGGCCUAAGGUUUGGAAAGCCAAGGUUCCAACCAGGUCACAGACAGAAAACAGCAAGACCAGAGUCAACUAUUGACCAACUCUCUCACACACACAGGCCCUCUCACACACACCACAUGCUGCGCACCUCACACGCACCUCCCUCAUAGACAUACUCACCUGCUCGACCACAUAUGCACCUGUAGUUAGCUGACAUGAGUGAUUUUUGUUUUUGUUGUUGUUGGUAAAGUAGAAGUAAGACACUUAAUUUUAGAAAGUUUGUAUUUUAUGAUAAAAGUG